Molecule: messenger RNA, 3728 nt
Organism: Drosophila mojavensis
Lineage: Eukaryota; Metazoa; Arthropoda; Insecta; Diptera; Drosophilidae
Product: protein Skeletor, isoforms B/C
Exons: 14
Coding region: 861-3137 (758 amino acids)
Source: RefSeq, a predicted model, not a curated record
UAAAUACUUUCGUUCACUUGAUUACAAGAUUUAUAAUUUAAAAACUGUGAAAUGAACGAAGCAAAAUAAAAAAUCGAACGUUAUAAACGUUCUCUUGCAAUGGGCAUAGCCCAAUUAAAAACAUUUUCUUUUUUUUAUACAUAUACUUUAAAUAAAUAUAACAAAACGAAUAAAAGUAACAAAAAUCAUAUAUGAAUAAGUUAAAUAGUUCAUUUAAUAUUCGAAAUCAUAAACAAAGUGAAAUAUGUGCAAUAAUUUAGAAAAAUUUCUAUAAGAAAUUUAAUAAGCUACAGCAAAACUUAAUCAAUAUCAAUGUAGUUAGUGAAAUAAAAAAUAAAAAAAAAAUAAUAAUAAUAGUAAUAAUAAACGAAGACAAUAGAAAUCUCAAACACUUUGUAGACCAAUCAUACAAUUGGAGCCAAGCAUUAAAAAGAUUGAAUCAAUAUAAAGACUUUUUAAUACAUUGAAUUGGAUACGAAUCACAUCAAAUCAUUUACCGCCAACUCGAACAAAUCUCAACGCCCACCAAGUCACAGAGAGAGAGAGAGAGAGAGAGAGAGAGAGGGAGAAAAAGAGAGAGAGGGAAAAGGUACGGAGAGAGAGAGAGAGAGCAAGUGAUAACAGCUUACAAAAACGGAAUUAAUUUGAAUUAAAGCAGAGCCCACCUGAAAUUCAAACCCAAUACAACCUGCCAAAAUUAUUUAUAUCCAAAAUUACGCCCACGGAAGCGCAUGUCCAGAGUCAAUAACAAUAACAGCAGCAGCCAAUUUCGUCGGAAUAUUUGUUUUUUAACUUCUGGUCGCAUUGGAAAAAAAUAAAGAAAUAUUAUUGAAAAAAAAAAAAAAACCAGAGCUUUCAGCAUGGAACAGUCUUCAGUGUGGAUAAAAACGCGUCGUCAGGAACAAACUGAAUCAGCAGCAGCAGCAGCAACAACAAUUGCAACAAUGUCUAGAUCCAGGAUAACAACAUACGCAACGGCAACACAAGGAUUAAACAGCAUUUGGUCGCAGCUCUAUGCUUUUGUUGUUGUUGUUGUUGUAGCUCUUUCACUGCUGCUAAAUUGCCAGGUCUGUCAAGGAGCAGGACGAGCACCACCGGAACCCUACUAUGGCCGCUACAUUGGACAGUUUACGAACUUUGCUCAUGGCAUUAAGGGCUCCAUUUAUGCCGUGGACGAGUCAACGCUGUUUGUUAAAUCCUUUGCCUAUGAUGGCACCGGACCGGAUGCCUUCUUCUGGGUGGGCAAAACGGCUAGACCAUCGCCCGAGGGCUAUAUAAUACCCUAUCCGGAGGAAUAUACCGGCUCUGAUCCGCCCGUUCUGCAGGCGCACAACAAUACGGACAUCAUACUGCGUUUACCCAUGGGCAAAAGGAUUAAGGACAUUCGAUGGCUCUCGGUAUGGUGCAGACGCUUUACGGUCGAUUUCGGUGAAGUCUUCAUACCGCCGGGUUUAGAUGUGCCCAAGCCUCGAGUACUGCCAGAGUUUAGACGCUUGGCCCACGGACUUCGCUCCAGCAACAUAAGCGUUCUGGACGCCAAAACCUUUUAUAUUCCCAAUCUGCACUAUGAUGGCGCCGGACCCGAUGCCUAUUUCUGGGUGGGCAAUGGCAGCGAACCGAAUAUUAUGGGCAUUAAGGUACCCAAUGAGGUAGGAUCAUUGGACCCGUUGCGUGGCUACCAGGGCGAGGAUAUCGAGAUUCAAUUGCCCGGCAGUUUGACCGUUUACGACAUUGAUUGGCUGGCGGUAUGGUGCGUGGAGUACAGACACAACUUUGGACAUGUCUUCAUACCCAAAGACCUGGAUGUGCCGCCUGCAUUGGGCCAGACGAAAAUUACGCCAUCAUGGUGGUAUUCACCCACAACAACAACACCGCGGCCCGUCUACUCCAAUUGUCGUGAGAUUCUGCCGAAUAAGCUGCAGGUUAAGUGGGAGCUCCAGGGCGAAUACGUGCAGAUCGAACUAUUCGGACGCAUCAGCGAGGAUCAGUAUAUGGCCUUCGGUCUAUCCGGAGCCAACGGGCGCCCACAAAUGGCCCAGUCCGACGUUGUGGUGGCUUUCUACGAUUCGAACGCUCGAGUGUUCCGCGCUGAAGACUAUUUUAUCUCCGAUCUAUCCCAGUGCGACGGCCAACGUGGCGUCUGUCCGGAUGAGCGACUUGGCGCACGCAACAACGUGGUUGUGGUUAGUGGAGAUCGCAAAGGCGGCGUCACCAGCAUUCGCUACAAGCGCCUGCUGCAGACCAAUGAAGCCAUCUACGACAUGCCCAUACCCAUCGAUCGCGAGGUGUCGAUCAUUGCGGCCGUAGGACCACUCAAUGCCCGCAAGGAGGCCAACGCCCACUCGCACACUGCCAGCGAUCACAAUCCCGACGACAUUCGCAUCAACUUCUCGAAGCGGAACGAUCACUCGUGUAAGAACUCGCUGUAUGAUAUCAAGGACGAGAGCGGCCCCAAACCGUGGCCUACGCUCAAGAUCAAAGGGGAGCAGAGGUUCCGCGCUAGCAUUGGAGCCACAGGGGGCAAGCGUGGAUAUACAGCGAUUACGGGCAUACCUUCAUGGGGCAUUGCCUGGUACAUCAACGAUCUUCUGAUUCCCGAAAUAACUGUGGAACGUGGCUUGACCUAUGAGUUCAUAAUCGAAGGCGGCAACGAUCCUGCACAGCCAGCCAGAUAUCAUCCAUUUUACAUCACGGACUCACCAGAGGGUGGUCUGGGCCAAAAGACUGGACUAGAGGCCCGCAAGCAGAAGGCCUAUGCGGGAGUUGAAUACGAUGAAGACGGCAAUGCGAUACCCACUGGCGUGGGUCGAUAUUGCGAAUGGGAGCAUCGAACUGUAGAUCGUUCAGCUGAAUUCGAUAACUUUGAGCAGUUCAAGAGCACACUGGUCUUCAAGUGUGAGGAUGGUGAGCCAGGCUAUAUGAACUGGACGGUGCCUAUGGAUGCGCCUGACACACUAUAUUAUCAGUGCUUUACCCACAAUAAUCUGGGCUGGAGGAUAAACGUGGUGGAUGCCGGCGCAAGCACAGCAUCUACGACACUUCAGCUCGAACGGAACCAAUUGUUCUUCUACAUGAUGUUAACCGUCUUCAGCCUGGUUGUUACAAGAUCUAGAUUGACAAAUUGUUUGCUGGCUUGACAGCCAGAUUGUCAGUAAACUGCUGUUUAGGGGUGUUUCAAGAUCUUUUGUUAGACAAGGUGAUUGCUUUGAGCAUAUCUAGAAUACUCUAUCUACAUAUCCUGAACCAUGUUGAAAGUCUUUCUUAAACGAUAAUAUAAUUUCAUCAACUAUUUAAAUAUAAAAUUCAACGAUCGCCAAAAAAAAAAACAAGGAUCUUGAAACAUUGAGAAGAAUAACAAUGCAACCAGGCUAAUAUCAUCUGAGAAAAACAUAUCUUCAUCAUAAUUAUUAAGGUGUAAAACUGUUGAAAACUAUAGUACGUGGGUGUGUGUAAAUGGCAGAGGUGCAUACUUACUGCACCUAGUGUAGCUGUAGGUAUACAGGUAGUAAUCGCAGAAAUACAUGCAGUAAGGCCAAUGGAUCGUGCUUAGGAUUGAACGAAUGGAUGCGCAGAGGAAACUCUUUGUAUAUUUACGUAUAUUGAACUCUACUUUUUUACGUGUCUGCAAUGGGAAUACGAAACUUACUUAUACACUUACAUUUAAAGUAAAACUUGUAAUUUUUCUAGAAAAAACUACUACUUAUACACAUACACGCAUACAUAUAUAU